CUAAUACCUAGUUUUAGCUCUAUAUUUUCUAUAUUAAUUAGAACGUUAACCUUAACGUUAAGUAUAAAUAAAAGGGCCCUAGCGGGCCUAUUAAUAAGCUCGACGUUAAUUAUAAUAAAGAGGCCGCUAAAAAUAAAACUAUUUAAAACCUUAACGAUAAGGCCCGGGCUAAUAAGACCCUUAGCCUUAGCUAGUAGUUUUAGGAAAUUCCUUAUAUACCUACCGGUUUUUAUUAACUAUAGGCUUACGUUAUAUAUACUAAUAUUAAGGACGACUUUAAUACUACUUAGGACCGCUUAUUAA
Molecule: messenger RNA, 303 nt
Organism: Colletotrichum costaricense
Lineage: Eukaryota; Fungi; Ascomycota; Sordariomycetes; Glomerellales; Glomerellaceae
Exons: 1
Source: RefSeq, a predicted model, not a curated record